AUGCGCUCGUGGAAUCGAGGGCGUCCCCUCGCUGCGAGUGGCCACCUCGUCUGCGUGUCGCGAAGGUCUCCGGUGACGGCAGGCACCACCCUUGCCACGACGUACGCGUCGGCUAAUGCCGUGCCCUGCCCACCGCUGUCGUCCUCCAUGGCUGCGUCAGCGCACCGCGUAUCCGCGGCAUUUUUCCACACCUCCCGCGUGCACCGCGCCCCGUCGGACGUGUCGGACGACCUCGCGAAGGAUCUGCAGGACAUCAUCUCUCACGACCGCCUCGUCGUCUUCCUCACCGGCACCCCGGCGCAACCGCGGUGCCGGUUCACAGCGCAGCUGGUCGACCUCCUCGACCAGCUCGGUGUCAAGUACAGCUUUUUCAACAUCCUGGACGACGAGGAGGUUUGCGAGGGGCUCAAGGCGUACAGCGACUGGCCGACGUACCCGCAGGUGUACGUGGACGGAGAGCUGCUCGGCGGCUUCGAUAUUUGCAAGACGAUGAUGCUGGAUGGCACUCUGACGACGAUGCUGAAGGAUAAGCAGCUCAUCUGA
This is a messenger RNA of Leishmania mexicana MHOM/GT/2001/U1103, 543 nucleotides long. Its product is annotated as glutaredoxin-like protein. The record is from RefSeq and is a predicted model, not a curated record. Lineage: Eukaryota; Euglenozoa; Kinetoplastea; Trypanosomatida; Trypanosomatidae. Bases 1 to 543 code for a protein of 180 amino acids. The transcript has a single exon.